Pristis pectinata (smalltooth sawfish) is the source of this 5476-nucleotide messenger RNA. RefSeq names its product nucleophosmin-like. Bases 45 to 932 code for a protein of 295 amino acids. NCBI's taxonomy places the organism in Eukaryota, Metazoa, Chordata, Chondrichthyes, Rhinopristiformes, Pristidae. Gene Ontology annotation, biological process: chromatin remodeling; regulation of centrosome duplication; ribosomal small subunit biogenesis. Gene Ontology annotation, cellular component: ribonucleoprotein complex; centrosome; nucleoplasm. The transcript has 10 exons. The record is from RefSeq and is a predicted model, not a curated record. Gene Ontology annotation, molecular function: histone binding; RNA binding; chromatin binding.
GAGGGAGAGCGCGGCGGCUGCGCAGUUGGAGCGAGGGAGCGGCGAUGGAGGAGCGGAGGGAGCGGCCCGCGGGUUCGCUCAACCCCACCGUGCGGCUGUUCGGUUGCGUGCUGGAAGGGUCAAAGAAAGAGUACAAGUUCAAGGUGCAAGAUGAUCCGACGGCACAUCAACUUGUUCUGAGGACGGUGUGUGUGGGGCCUCAAACAAAGGAUGAGCUGCACGUCAUUGAGCUGGAGGCCAUGAGCGCAAAUGGGAAAUUGAUCAAAAUGCCCUUGACGUCUCUGAAACCGUCUGUUCUAACUACAAUGGGUCUGGGUGGAUUUGAGGUGUCUCCCCCAGUCCGUUUCCGCCUGAAGAGUGGUUCUGGUCCUGUUUACAUCAGUGGCGAGCACAUCAUUGGUGUGCCUGAAUCGGAUUCUGAAUCUGAAGAUGAUCACGUGAAAGUCCCUGCCAAGAAGGAACCAGUUAAGCGCGAGUCAGCUUCCACCGCAGUGCAACCUGCAAAGAAAAAUGCAAAGUUAGAAAAGUCGACGAAAGCUAAAAGCGAUGAAGGCGAUGACGCAGAUGAUGAAGAGGAUGAUGAUGAAGAUGAGGACGAGGAGGACGAUGAGGAGGAUGAUGAAGAGGAGGAAGAGGAUGAUGAUGAGGAUGAAGAGGAUGAGAUUCCAAAGACUGUUCCAAAAAAACCAGUCAAUGCUCCAGGAAAAAUCAAAAAGGUAGAAGACAAUUCAAAACCAGCGAAAACUUCCAAGACUGCGAUCACUGUAGAUGACAUUAAAACCAAAAUAAAGACCAUGGUUGAAAAGGGGCAGCACUUACCGAAGACCAUACAGAAGUUCCAGAACUUUAUAAAAAGUUCAUUCCGACUUGAAGAGCAGAAAGUAAUUGAGGAGCUGUGGGCCUGGGGCCAGACGCUGAAGCAGGCCAAGUGAGGGGUGCCUGAAAUCACCUGCUCGUUUCUCUCGAAGAUCGCCUACUGUUUCACAGCAAUCGAUGGAGGUUCUUCAUCUUAUUUUGUCAACAGGAUAUCUGCUAACCACAUUUAGUUUUGAGCUGUUCUUAUGUUAGGCCAUUCUACAACAUUACCAGAGAGAGCCCAAAGGCAACUUAAAGUGGAAGCCAGGAAUGCUGGAAACAGCAGGUGUUUCGGCAUCUUAACAAAUGUUAGGUUAAUAUUCCUGACCUAUUAAUUUGGUUGAGAAGUUAUCUUCACCCAAACAUUAAACCUUCUUUAGAUGCUGGUAGACCUACUGUGUAUUUUCAGCACUGUUUAUGUUUCUUCGUAAUUUCAUUUUAUGUAGUUCAGCGGCCAAUAAACUCCAUGCACCACGAGCAUGCAAAAUAAUUUGACUUUGCGUUCUUCAACUGCUCAGAAUGUCCUUAAGAGGAUCCCCAAUUUGAUAAUCAUCAGAACCGCACUGUAUCUCAUGAGGCAACUGGGACUCCCUGGUGUAGUGCAGGAGGUAGCUCCUGGUCUGUGGCCGGUCAAUAUCUGAUCUCUGAACACCGGGGGUGAAGGGAAAGAGGAAGAUUGGUCAGAGUUUCUGCUCUUGACUGGCUACCCCUGUGAACCGUUGGAGUUGGUCUUUAAAUGCAACACCCCAAGCGCUGGAGGAACUCAGCGGGUCUGGCAGCAUCUACGGAGGGAGGUAGACAGUUGACGUUCCGCAUUGAGAACCUUCAUCUAGACUGAAAGAAAGAGGCGAUAGCCACUCUUCGUGGAGGGAAAGGGUGAAGCCAGAGCUGGCAGGUGAUAGGAGCACCUGGAUCCACCCAUCACCUGCCAGCUCCUGCCCCACCCCUUCCCUCCACCUUUUCAUACUGACCAUCUCCCUCAUUUAGUCCAGAUGAAGGGUCUCGACCCAGAACAUCGACUGUCCAUUUCCCUCCACAGAUGCUGCCUGACCCGCUGAAUUCUUCCAGUGCUUUGUGUGUUGCUCUAUAUUCCAACUUCUGCAGUCUCUUGUGUCUCUAUGGUUAGUUUUAGACAAAUCGCUGCAGUUUUGUUUUCCAAAGUUUAACUUAAUGUUACAUAGAACAUAGCACAAUACAGGCCCUUCGGCCCACAAUGCUGUGCUGAUCUUUAAACCUCGCCUAAGACUAUCUGACCUCUUCCUCCCACAUAUCCCUCUAUUUUAAAUUCCUCUAUAUGCUUAUCUAACAAUCUCUUGAAUUUGACCAAUGUACCUGCCUGCACCACCACCCCAGGCAGCGCAUUCCAUGCCCCAACCACUCUCUGGGUAAAAAGCCUUCCUCUGAUAUCUCCCUUGAACUUCCCACCCAUUACUUUAAAGCCAUGCCCUCUUGUAUUGAGCAUUGGUGCCCUGGGAAAGAGGCGCUGGCUGUCCACUCUAUCUAUUCUUCUCAAUAUUUUGUACACCUCUAUCAUGUCUCCUCUCAUCCUCCUUCUCUCCAAAGGGUAAAGCCCGAGCUCCCUUAGUCUCUCCUCAUAAUCCAUACUCUCUAAACCAGGCAGCAACACUUUAAUGUUGAAUCUUCUGUGGUGAUACCUUCUUCUGAGGUGGCUGCCUGGGAUCUUUUUAAAGAGUCUGAUAACAGCAGGAGGCAAUGGAACAUGUUUCCCUGAACCCUGUCUUUGCAGAGGUUGUCAGUGCCACCAUGUAAACACAAGCCUUCCUGUCUGCCUUCCCCACCUGCCUGUGCCACGUGGCAGCUGAGCGAGGGCAGGUUCAGGUCUGUGUGUGGAAUACCCUGCCAAUGCUCACCAGUCGGCCUGUGAAGAAAUGGUCAUCUGGUCACGUCAGGGAGAGAGCCCAUGCUCUGUGGUGCAGGCAGUGGAACAGGCUGGUUCUGCUCCCAAUCCAAGAGCUAUCAUUCCUGCUCUCUGGAAAUUUGCCUCCACAGUUGGACGGCGCCAGUUUAAGUUACCUCCAUUUCUCGUUCAUGGUAAAGGACUGCUGUUACCCUGUCUCUGGGAACCUCUGCUAACAAAAGAAAAUAGGAGCAGGAGUAAACCACUCGGCCCCUCAAGCUGCACCACCAAUAAAUAUGAUCAUGGCUGAUCUGUCCCAGGCCUCAUCUCUUCUCUGCCAGUUCCCCAUAACCCUCAAUUUCCAAAACGUAUCUACUUCCUCUUUAAAGAUCUCCAAUGAUCCAGCCUCCACAGCCCUCCCAGAUUCACAAGCCUUUGCAAGAAGUUGCUACACAAAUGAAGCAUGACUGCCCUUCCUUCCCCUUCAACUCUUCAAGCCGAGCAGUUUUGGCCACGGGUGGAUGGUGGCCAGACGCAGGAACCUGCUCCCUGACUCAGGGGAGAGAGGAUGACAGGAACAAUCCUUGCCCUCACCCAGCUGAGGUCGGCUAGCUCAGCACAGGCUUGGGAAUCGAUCAUCGAUCCUUAUUCCAGUCUGGUGUUUAUACCCCACAACACAUUCCCAACAAAGCAUUCCUUGGAUUCACUCGGAAAUGGUUAUUUUUCGCAGUUUAGUCCGGGCAUGAGGAAAAUGUUGAGGAUAACUUUUAAUACUUCAGAGACCAUGUGUGGUACCUUAAUGCCAACACAAAGGCCAAAUAAUUACUGAGACACAAGAGAUUCUGCAGACGCUGGAAUCUGGAGCAACACACACAAGAUGCUGGAGGAGCUCGGCAGGUCAGGCAGCAUCUGUGAAGGGAAAUAUAAACAGUCGACGUUUUGGGUCGAGACCCUUCAUCAGGACUGGAAAGGAAGAGGACAGAAGCCAGAAUAAAAAGGGUGGGGGAGAGGGGCAGAAGCACGAGCUGGCAGGUGGUAGGCGAGUGCAGGUGAGAGGGGGAAGGUGGGGGAGGAGGGACAAAAGGAUGUGAGAAGCUGGGUGGUGAUUGUCUCUGCCGCCAUCUUGUACCAUGUGGCUUCCAGCUCCCCCGCCCACUGUAUAUAUGAAUAUGGGGAAAUCUGGAGAAUGGUUCUGUCAAAUGCUGGCAGUCCCACUGAGUAUUUACAAUUUUCUCAGUAUAAUCCGGCACCAGACUAAGUGAGCAUGCAGGCUUUGUGAAAGAGCUAUCCAAAUUUCUGCUGCCAGUUGCCUUGCUCUUUCCUCAAAGCGCCCAUGAGAAGAGCUGAUUGGAAUACCAAUCUCUCUGCAUUAGUUGUUACACUUCUUCCUCUUCCCCUCAAAGCACAGUGCCUGCCUUUUUUAAGUGAGGUCAGACUUUUGCACGCACAUUAUGUCGACUGCUAUUUUGCUUUCGCACAUGCUGGAAGCUUGCCUUCCAUCGAGUUGCAUUUGGCAAUUUUCACUGUGGAGCAAAUCUCCAGAUUCUUUGUCAGUCAUGGCUGGGGAACGGUGGCAUUGAGACUAUAUUUGUGUGAUGGUAAUCUGGAACAGCCAAAAAAACAAAAUGCUGGAGGAACUCAGCGGGUCAGGCGGCAUCUGUGGAGGGAACUGGGCAGUCUACAUUUCAGGUCGAGACCCUUCAUCUGGACUGACCCGAAACGUCGACUGUCCGUUUCCCUCCACAGAUGCCGCCUGACCCGCUGAGUUCCUCCAGCAAUUUGUUUUUUAAUUGCUCCAGGUUCCAGCAUCUGCAGCUUCUUGUGUCUCCACCCCAGACAAAUGAUUCAGAGACGUGAAUUCAGACCUUGCCCUGUUUUUGCAGUUUGUACAUGUAUCUCCUUCAUUGGAAUGAUCAAGUCAGGAAUGUUCCUCAAAUUUGGAAUGUUAGGGAGCUCAAGAAAUAGGAGCAGGAGGAGGCCAUUCAGCCCCUCGGGUCUGCUAUUCCAUUCAGUCCCAUGGCUGUUCUGAUGUUGGCCUCAAGCCUAUAUUGCUGCCUGUUUCCCAAUUACUCUCAAGCCCCCACUGUAGAUAAUAAUCCGUCCAUCUCAGCCUUGAAUAUAUUCAGUACCUCAUCCUCCACAGCUCUUUGGCGUAGAGAAGUACAAAAUUCCACGACCCUCAAAGUAGAAAUUUCUUCUCAUCACUGUUUAAAAUGGAUGGCAUCUUAUUCUGAAACUGACUCUACAUCCUCCCAUGAGACAAAACAUCCUCACAGCAUUUAUCUUGUUGAGACAAAUCUCAAUAAGACCGAUGUAAUCUCACUAAAGUCCUGUACAGUUGCAGCAAGAGUUUUGUACUCUGUCCCUCAUGCAUUAAAGGCCAGAGUUUAUCCACUUACAGAGUACAACAGCGAUGGUGUUAAUAUGCUACUCUUGUUCACACUGUGUCCAUUAAUCUUUGAAGACCCACCCUUUAGUUGAGGUGAUUUUGUACCUGAUAAAUGCUCAAGGGAAUGCUAAUUCACCAUUCAAUUCUCCAAUCGCAUUUUGUACUGAAACAUACCUAAAUUUUAAGUGAAUGGAGACCCAGCAAUGGCUCUUGGGACAGAACAGAAUGUGGUUUUCAGAUAUUGUUGGGUAUUAGCUGUGUAAAUGUUUUACCCUUUUGCACUGUUCCAUAUAUGAUUGUAAGGAAUUGGAUGGGCAUAACAGGUCUCAUUCUUGUACUUGGUUUUCUGAAUAAAGAAUGACUGGUUGUCUAUA